Mucor mucedo is the source of this 3876-nucleotide messenger RNA. RefSeq lists its product as uncharacterized. NCBI's taxonomy places the organism in Eukaryota, Fungi, Mucoromycota, Mucoromycetes, Mucorales, Mucoraceae. The record is from RefSeq and is a predicted model, not a curated record. The coding region runs from base 1 to 3876 and encodes 1291 amino acids. The transcript is spliced from 3 exons.
AUGACGAAAAAAAGGGUUCAUUCUCCUCCAUUCCGGUUACCCAGCAACAAGAUUGUGUUUGAAAACGUUUACUGCAAUGGGUUUCACGCUCUGAAGCAGUUCGAAAUAGAGAAUUUGACUCCCCAAACAAUCGUGAUAGGACUCGACUCAACCUUAAAAGACCAAAUCGCAUUUCAAAUUGAAAAUGAAAAUAUCAAGGAUUUAGAUUUAAUUACAAAAAACAUGGCUACAAAUACUGCAGCUUGGGCCACUUUUUCUGUAGCUACACCGCAAUUUAACCAGGUGUUUAAUUACGUCAAUCACACAGAUACAAUCCAUCUUCCACCGAAUCAAAAGUGUAUUUUUGUGCUUGCUUUCCUCCCGCUCAUCCAAAAUACUUGCACCUUUACAGAAAUCACUGGCUCUGUUUUAUUUACAUCUAAUACUUAUACAUUAAGUGCGGAUUUCUAUGCAACUGCUUGUCAGUCUAUUCUCGCUGCGGAUGAAUUGGAUAGCGGUCUCAUAUUCGAAGAUAGUCUGGUGGGAGAAAGCUAUAUCAAGGACAUCACCAUACGUAAUCAAUCUGCUAUCGAUCUCCACUGGAGAUUAAACACAUUAGAUUUGAUGUUUGUAAAGAAUAAAUCUUUAUCAGUAUCUAAUCCAGUGUUUGAUUGGUUACAAUUUGUUGAUGCAUCAUCCUUUAUCACAUUAGAUAAUGACGAUUUAAAUCCAAUCUUGCCCUUCUCGCAUUACACAUUUCGAGUCAUAUUUACUCCCAAGGAUAUCGGCAAAUUCAAUUAUGACCUUCAAAUUGAAAACACAAAUGAUGUUCGAAAUAUAAUUCAGACCAAGAUUCAUGCAACCAUGAGAACUAUCAUGCACAAAGAUACAUUAGUCGUUACCAGUGGAAAUAUGCUUGAUUUUGGGGAUUGUAUCUCGGGAUCUUGGACAACACAACACAUCGUCUUGAAAAACAUUAGCGAAUCUUCCAUUGAUAUUCAUUUUGUUACUGAUGAUAAUAUUGAGCUUGGCUUUAAUAUUGUUGCAAAACCAGAUAUGCAAUUUCUAUCUUCUGAAUCAAGUGUUCCUCCUGAUGGUCAUUCUACUUUAUCAACUGAUGCUUCAUUCACUCGUCCUGAAUCUCCAACCACAUCUCAUGAAACAGUUGGCUCUAUUGAAGAAUAUUCGUCUAUCCAUUCCUUUGCCUCCACAGAUGGUGAUAAUAUGAACAUGCUAGCUGCAUUUAACGAGCUGUACUCAAUCAACACCAUUUCCACCACUACUGUUGCUUCAAGUAGGCAAAUUACAUUUUCGACUAUAGAACAAUGUAAUGACAAAAUUGAAGAUAUGCUGCUGAAACCAGGUGUUGAGCAAACUAUUAGCGUAUCCUAUCGACCCCUCAAAGAUGCUCCCUCCAGUGUGAAUGCAGGCCAAUUUCAACGACAGAACUUUAACAUUGUUUUGGAAUACCGGCCUAAUAAAUCCGCUAAACCAAAAGAGCUUAAACUGAUUCAAUGUAAAGCCAAAACAUGUACCUCAUUUGUUAAAGUCACACCGCAGGUGAUUGAUUUCGGAGACACCGAUGUUGGCACACAAAAAUCAAUACCAGUCAAAAUCAUCAACCAAUCGGAUAUUUGCGCUCAUGUCGAAUUAGUCUUUGAGUCCAAGGUACUGAACUGUACUCAAGGCGAACUACUUAUCAAACCCAAAAGUACGGUCGAUUUGAAAUUAGAUAUUUAUCCGCGUAAAGUCAACCAUGCUUACAAAUGGCAGAUCACCCUGAUGAAUUAUUUGAACCGUGACAAUGAUCAGAUUAUAGAAGUCUCGAGUACAAAUGUUGAUAAACAUAGAGUCACUUUUCAUUCAUUGUUUUAUCGAAUUCUGACACCUACAGGAGCAAAUUUUCUGGACUUUGGUCCCAUCGCUUUGAACUCUCCCGCUAUAAGAACCUGCACAUUGGUAAAUAUUAGAGAUGCUUCUCUGUUAUUAGGCAUCUUUACUUCCUCUCAGCAAGAGAUUAUUAUUUAUACCAAAAAGAAAAGAAAUCAUUCCAGAAAAACAUCAGCUAAUCCUUCUGAUAAUCAAAAGAUUGAUUCUACACCUUCUGUAACAGAUACAAUCGUAACUGAAAACCAUCGUACGCGGAUGACACAUACUCAAUACCAUGCAACAGCUUACUUAGAUCUUGCAACAGCUCCACAAGGGCAUAUUUCAUCUAUAAAGUAUAAGCGCAAAAUAGCGAGACAUAUGGCUUCUAGUAAAGGCAGGCUUCAAAAUAAGCUCAGUGUAAAUAAGGACGAUGAUACAACAACAGUAUCAUCCAUAUCAAACAAAAGUCACAAGAUACCAACAUCAGAAGCAGCAAUAAUAACAACAGCAGCAGCAGGAGCAGCAGCAUUGAUAGAAAAAACAUCACAACAACAGUGUAAGCGUUACAAAAAAAAGAAACAACAUCAACAACAGGCGUGCGUGGGAAUCACAGGCACAACAGCGCAGUUAAAAAAAGCUAGAAAAAAGAUUAUAGAUUGGCCAGAUAUAGCAGGAAAAACGCGUGUACCAUUAGAUGAUUUGAUAUCGAUUCUUGAAUAUGGCUCAUUGUCUAGAACCCCAUUGUUUGCAAGGCAACCAUUGGAGGAACAGUUUGUUCGAUAUCAACUUGCCUGGAGAACAGAGUUAAAUCGUUUGAUUCAAAAAGGUGAACUGGUACCUACUUCUCUUUUGCAAUUAAACCCAAACGAGGAAGAAGAUAUCAUCAUUGUAUAUACACCCAUAAGUAGUCAGUCAUUGACUUCCAAGAAUGAUGCUUCCGUCUCCUUUUGCUUACUUGAUUUUGAUCAAUCAGCUAUCCAAACUUCGGAUGAGGAUGAUGAUAUACAACACCGAAGGAGAUAUAAUGGCCUGAUGCCCGUCUUACGUAAGGUAAUCAUUCGAGCCCAAGUCUGCAAGUCUUCCAUGGAACUGGGUCAGAAAAAUAUUAAUUUUGGCAUAGUGGAUCGUGGAGAUAGGCACCACAAAACAAUUGUAUUACAUAAUAAAUCUGAGACACCAUUACUUUACACCAUCAAAAAAUCUGGAUCGAUUGCAUCAGGCGAUAUUCAUCUAGGGGUUGGACGGCACGGUGUGGUUCGAUCGUUUGGUAAACGAGAAAUUGAAUUUAUCUUUAUACCCACUUUACCUGGGUCUUUUAUGGAACAGUUAGAAGUGAUUAAUAUAAGAGACAAGGAAGAUAAAAAUACAAUCUCACUCAAGGCAAUGGUACGCAGGCCAGAAUCAUUUACAAUCAAAUCAUCCGAGCUUAUUUUCAAUUCUUGCACAAGUUGUAAUGUAAAGGAAACAAUUAUUGUAACAAAUACAAGUAAGCAGUCUAGAAUGUUUGAAAUUCGAAUAGAUGCGGACGAUGUACUACAACCACAACAAUUAUUUACAUUUGAAUUUUUUAUUGAUCAUGAACAUCAACAAAGUGAAGGCUUGUUGUUGUCCAAGGAAGAGGAAGAAGAGAUUGAAAAUUUGGAACAGAAAUUAAAGAUUGCGGUGCGAAAGGACCAACCCGAAAAAGUUCAGAAAUACAGAAGGAAAUUAAUCAAGCUUAAAAAGCAAGAGGAGGAAGAUCUAUUCAGCAUGUCGUCCGAAGAGGAGGAAGAAGGAUUUGUGGUGAAACAUGACGAUAGAAAUAUCACUGAGGAGGAUAGUAUUUUGUUUAACUUGGACUCAAAUGCGUCUAAAAGUAUUUCUGUUUGUUUCAAGGCAAAAACAAAUAUUGAGGGACAAAUAUUAAAACAAAUAAAUACGAUUCUUGGCGGGCGCAUUCUGAUCUAUGAACACAAGAACGUUGAUACCCGAAAAUUUAUUGCUUUUUCUGUAAAUCCCUGUACAGAUCACGAAUCGUGCUUACCUUAA